CCAGCUUGGCGGCGCAGGGAUCUGUGUUGUGCUGAGGCUGAGCUGAAUGAGAUUGAAGAAGAGUUCUUCUUGUUUUGUAGCUUCAGUUUCUCUGUUUUUACUCGUUUUUUUUACUCCAACAGCAGAACAAAGUGCAGUUCUGCGGGCAGGAGGCGGCCGGACUCCCGCUCAGCUGUGGCUCCACCGUGGAUCGGCUGCUGGGAGGAAAAUAUUUAAUUAAUCUGGAGGAGGACUGCUGCUGAGGCAGCACAGAGGCGUGGAGUCCAGUCCCACAGCCAGGUGCGGCACUUUAAUGCUUCAGUUGGAUGGUUUUCCUACUGGAGAAGGUGUUCAGGCUGAUCGAUCGGCUGGCAGACUGACUGGAUCCAUGAUGGAACUACAGACGCUACAGGAGGCUCUGAAGGUGGAGAUCCAGAUCCAUCAGAAACUGGUGGCCCAGAUGAAGCAGGACCCGCAGAACGCAGAUCUGAAGAAGCAGCUCCACGAACUCCAGGCAAAGAUCACAGCGCUCAGCGAGAAGCAGAAAAAGGUGGUGGAGCAGCUGAGGAAGGAGCUGCUGGUGAAGCAGGAACCAGAGCCCAAACUGCAGCUGCAGGUUCAAGCUGCUCCAGUAGGGGGCGACCUGAAGCCGACCAACCUGCUGCAGAGCCAGCAGAUAACUGGAGGACUGCAGCAGACGCUGACGGUCACGCCGGUCCUCACCGCCAAGACUCUGGUGCUCAAAGCCGCCGCCACGCCCACCCUGCCCGGCGCCAUCCUGUCGCAGCGCCCGCCCACCGUCGCUAUGGUAACCACAGCCAUUACCAAGCCCGACUCGCAGAGCGUCCCCAUCAACCUUCAGGUGGCCAGCCGGCUGACCAAUCAGAGCUCGGAGCCUGUACGGCUGGUGUCCAAGAACGCAGUGGUGCUGCAGGCCACCACCACCUCCUCCUCCGCCCAGCCAAUCAGAGUUCCUCAGUUUGUCCCUCCUCCUAGACUGACGCCUCGGCCCACCUUUCAGCCACAGGUCAGGCCGAGGCUGGCCACGCCCACCAACGUCCCCAUCGCCCCGGCUCCUCCCCCGCCAAUGAUGGCGGCCCCCCAGCUGCUCCAGAGGCCCGUCAUGCUGGCCACCAAGCUGGCAACCUCGCUGCCCUCGGCCGCGCCCAUCCACCAGGUCCGCAUCGUCAACGGGCAGCCGUGCGGCAAGACGGGCGCCGCCCCGCUGACCGGCAUCGUCAUCACCACGCCCGUCACUGCCACGCCCACGCGACUUGCAAGCCCCGCCUCUCUCCCUGUUCCCCCGCCUCCAGCCCCGCCCAUCCAGAUCAGCAGCCUGAUCGCUGAACCCAAACUCUUCAUCUCUCCAAACCUUAACCUGCUGUCGUCACCUUCCUCCUCCUCCUCCUCAUCCUCCUCUCAGCAGACUGUUAAACUGGAAACAGCAGAACAGAAAGCUGCGGUCAGCCUGCCGUCCUCCUCCACCCCGUCUCUCUCUCCACCCCCUCGACCCAAAAAGGAGGAGAACCCCGAGAAACUGGCCUUCAUGGUGUCUCUGGGCCUCGUCACACACGACCACCUGGAAGAGAUCCAGAGCAAAAGGCAGGAGAGGAAGAGGAGAACGACGGCCAACCCGGUGUAUAGCGGAGCCGUGUUCGAGCCCGAGAGGAAAAAGAGUGCAGUGAGUUACCUGAACAGCCCUCUGCACCAGGGGACCAGGAAGAGAGGUCGCCCACCCAAAUUCAGCAGCGUCCCGGAGCUGGGCAGCCUCACCCCGACCUCCCCCUCCAGCCCCGUCCGUCCCCUCCCCCUGCCCAGCCCCGGCUCUGGGGACGGAGACAUCCACGAGGAUUUCUGCACUGUGUGCAGACGCAGUGGCCAGUUGCUCAUGUGCGACACGUGUUCUCGUGUUUAUCACCUGGACUGCCUGGAUCCACCCCUGAAAACCAUUCCUAAAGGCAUGUGGAUCUGUCCAAAAUGCCAAGACCAGAUCCUGAAAAAAGAAGAAGCCAUUCCCUGGCCCGGCACCCUGGCUAUCGUUCAUUCCUACAUCGCAUACAAAGAAGCUAAAGAAGAGGAGAAGCAGAAGCUGAUGAAGUGGAGCUCGGAGCUGAAACUGGAGCGCGAGCAGCUGGAACAGAGAGUCAAGCAGCUCAGUAACUCCAUAACGAAGUGCAUGGAGACCAAAAACACCAUCCUGGCUCGUCAGAAGGAAAUGCAGCUUUCCCUGGACAAAGUCAAGCAUCUCAUUCGCCUCAUCCAAGCCUUCAACUUCAACCAGGCCCUGGCGGAAACGGAGGGAAAGGACGUCCGGGUGCAGGACAGUGCUCGGAUCGUUGUCAGCUCCGGAGCUGCAGCUGAAGUUGGCGCGGCGGGGAAGCCGGUGGUGAGCAGCUCUCUGGUCAGCAGCAAACAGGAGGAGCAGCAGACAGAAGGAGCAGCAGCAGCAGGGGGAGGAGGAGGAGGAGACGGCAACAGCACAGUGCUGACUAACUGCCCUGCUGCUGGGGCAGGGGUUGCGCCGGGGUUAGGGGGUCACACAGAGACCACUCCUUGUGUCGAGGUUCAGCCUGAGACUGAGGCAGCUCCUGCGGCUCCUGCAAAGGUUGCCACCACCAACGGUACGACGGAGCCGCCGCCAUGCCCCGCCCACAGCCCCGCCGCCGCUGAGAACAAGAUAUCUGCCGUGAACCCUGCAGAGACGGCGGUGGAGAAGAAGCAGGAGGAGCUCAGCGACGGCAGCAACAACAGCAAAACCUCAGAACCCUCCCAGCAUUCUUUGCCAGCUCUGCUUAGCAGUUUGGACGAUAAAAAGUAACACUGCGUCCCUGUGGCUGCAGGAAGUCAAACAUAUAUAUUAAAAAAAAGACCUUUGCUUGCACCGCACGGUGCCCUGAAGUUGCCAAUCUGUAUAAAUGUUGUUUGUUUGCAUUGUAUUGUCAGACUGUGUCAAUGGUAGAUGUACAGCCCAAGUCACAUGACUCUGGGAAGACCCGGGUCAUCAUGCCAAUUAGUGAUAGACGUCAUGGAGGGAACACUCAAAGGAAGAUUUUCUUCAUCAUCACACCGGUGUGUGCCUGUUACAGUGGCCCCUGUGUUCUGUUGACGGCUCCAAGGAGAACCCAGAACAUGGAACCAAACAUCUGUCGGGGGAGCUGGUCCAAGAAGCAGUGUUGUAAACGUUUGUGUACUGAAAAGAGAACCUGUUUGCGUCCUCGUCCCGUUGACCCUGACGGGAACGGCGCUUCACAGUCCGAGUUCUCAAUUAAUUUCCUCACCUGAAACCAAACCAGAACCCAAUCAGGACCGAUCUGUCCUAACCCAAAGGCUUCAAUUUGAUUCAAGCUGUCAUCACAAAACAAAAUUGAUGAGGCAAAUGUGACCAUGAAGUGUGUUUUCAAAACUUGAGGUUUGUCACCCAUUACUUGCCCAGUCUGCUCUCACCAGGUUCCGCCCUCUUUUGGUCAGACUCCGCCCACUUUUGGUCAGACUCCGCCCACUUUUGGUCAGACUCCGCCCACUUUUGGUUAGACUCUUCUCACUUUUGGUCAGACUCCGCCCACUUUUCUUUAGACUCUGCCCAUGUCCUGCAUCAGCUCAGUUUAAAUUUGAUUGGAUGAAAAGUUAUGACAAACCCUUUAGUUCAGGAGGAGUUGCAAACAUUUACAUUUUUUUUGGUUUUAUAUGAAAAGAAACAAAAUGAGUUAAACACAUGAGGCCACUCCAGCCUUUUGUAGAUCUACAGAAAAGUGUUGCGACUAAUCAUAAAUUUAAAAAUCGAAGUUAAACGCCUUAAUCCAAUAACCCUUGAGUUAUUGGAUUAUUUAACUCAAGGGUGUCCAAAGUGUGCCAUUUCUGGCUCUUGAAAUUAUUUUGUCUGCCCCUUGACUUCAAGUCAAGAAGGGUAAAAAAAUUUGGCUAACAGAAUAGAAAACAAUUGAUGAGCCAAAGAAAUUGCCAUUUGUCAGUUCUUCUUUUAAUAAGAAACUGGUCCAAAACCUAUUUUAUGUUUUGGAUUUUUAAUAUUAUAUAGAUUUAAUUAAAAUGUUAUUUAUUUUUAGUAGGUAAAACUAAAAGAAAUUGCUAUAAUAAAAUUUUUGUAUUUUAAAUAUAUUUAAUUUUGUGGCCUGCCAGUAAUUUAAAUUUGCUAGUUUUGAUCCCCAGGACAUUAUGGAAAAGCUCUCAUGUGUCUCUGGUGCAGGAAGUCCAAACCAUAUAUUUCCAAACUUUUAUCUUCAGUUUAAGUUUUGACUUGAGCUCAGUUUGUUGAGUUACUUCCUCUUUAUAGGGGAUUUCACCUUGUCAAACAGUUCAGAGAACAUUUCAGGGUCCCCAAAGGUCCCACCAACCAGUGAAGAAAGGUCUAAUGUAGGUCCAGAACUGGGUUUCCUUUAAAAGUGAACUCGCACUGAGUCGCAAAGUUCCUUUGAGUCAUGCUGAAGCCUUUGAGACUUUAAAUUAAUCCAAAAAUAGUCCAACUCCGUCGGUUGACCCUGUCGCCCACCAUCAUCACCUUCCUUGCAGUCCUAGGUUUUGUACCAGGGUCUCCCAGUGAAGAGGGUGCAGCCCUCUGGUAGAUUACAGAUGUUCCCUGAUGGACACCGGGUUGAACCCCGAUUUGGUCCCGAGAUGAGGACGAACAGGAGCGGUAGCCUAACAGAUGUUCUCAGUGGUGUCGGUCAGUGUAGUGAUUGAGUUUUCAUUCGUGAGUCGUGUGUGUGAGUGCGUGUGUGUAUGUGUGUGUCAACUGUGAGCACUAAAUGUGAAUUUGCAAUAUUGCAACGUCAACACACACAAACUCUAUCUGGGCUGUUUGUUUUUUAUAGGAAAAGAUAUUCAGGUCUUCCUAGUCUCCAGAAUAAGUGCUUUCUGUUCCUGAACCUGCUGGACUGGCAUCAUCAUCAUCAUCAUUGCCAUCGUCGUCAUCAUCGCCGCUGCCGCCGCUGGGCGGUGGUGAUCGUUUGAAUCCUGAACUGCCAAAAUCCUGAUGUUGUUUCCAAAUUCAGCAGGGACUCGUCCUCUUACUGUCCUCGAAGAUCAAAUCAUCGGAAAGAUUCAGAUGCAAAGUCCCGGCCGAGACAGGAGAGCGUUGGGAACAAUAACCACAGCAGGACAAUUCCUGAGAUUAAAGCACAAGCUUGCUGCAUUACAAAGAAGUGCUGAAGAGCUUUUUGUACGUUCCCGUGGAGUUAAACAGAGUAUGCAUCUCUUCAUUGUCAUGUGAUUUCCCCUUUCAUUGCCAAUAUGUCCUCUCGGUAUGACUCUGAGGCUGGAGUCCAAUUAGGAGUUUGUCCCACUGAGUCUGGCUUGGAGCCGGAACAUGAAGCUGAUGGUUAUUGGAGCAAUUGAUCGGAACAUUGACAAGGUGAAUAGAGAUUAAAGUUGCCGCCAUUUAUGCUGGAAACUUUAGUUUUACUUGGGGUUCCUUUGGUUCUCUGACGUGCUCACUCCUUCCUGAAUGUGAGGAAAUGUUUCAGACAUUUUUAAGGAGAAUUCCCUCUGAAAAUUCCUUUUGUUACACAAAAUCAGUCCAGAAGUAUAUAUUGCCAACUCAAGUCCUCAAGAGCUACCGUCCUGCUGUAACUUUUAGAUCCAGCCCUGCUCCAACACGCCUGAAUUACCUCCUUACCUUGUCAUAAAGUACUGCUACGGUACUUUGUACCUUGAGAUAACGAGGCAUUUGUUUGAUUCUGGUAUCUUGGAGCAGGGAUGCAUCUAAAGUCGAACUUGAGGACUGGAGAUAUGCCUUAUUUCUACUGAGUGGUGCUGUUCUGGACACUAUUUGGUCUGUUUGAACAGACCUGUACCACAGCCUUCCUGGGCUCCCUUCAGUUGUACGUCUAUGGGACAAUAGUACAGUUAGAGCAGAGAUACUUGUGUCACACCACAGUCCAUUUGGAGGAUAUGAGAUAAGCAUGAGAAAUACUAAUAAGUUAUAUUUGUUGUUUCAUUGCAAUAUUGUGUUUAGGUUUAACUCUGCCUGCCCAGUGAGAGUCCAACUGGCGAUGGAAACACUCCCUUGAGAAUGCCGGACUGUACAGUAGAGUAUCAUACAGACCUAUUAUGUACCUCUCAGUCGAAAUGAGGCAAAAAGAUGCUUCUCUGCUCCAACAAGAAGAAUCCCUGUUGGAUACUGUCCACUAAGGACAAGCUAAUUCCUUAGCUAAGAAAUUGUUAUAAGUGACAUUUCCUUAGCUUGUCACUUAUAACAAGCUAAGGAAUUACCUACUUAGCUUGUCAUAAAAAACUGCAGAGGCCUGGUAAUUAGUCAUUUGUUUGAUUCUGGUGUCUUGGAGCAGGAAUGCAUCAAAAGUAGUAUUUGAUGAAUAGACAUAUGCCUCUUUUCCACUGAGCGGUAUGGUUGGUGCAGUUCAAUGUACUAUUUUUUUUUAUGUUUCUGUAGUAAAGGCAGCCCAUACAACAACCCAUACUGCACCAUCCCUAGGCAUUCUUCAAUUGUACAUCUAUAGGUCAGUUAGGCUGGAGCUAUUGGUGUUUCACAACACAGUCCAUUGUUUGGGGGACACGAGAAAUACUAGCAAAUCACAUUUGUUGUUGCACUUGUAUGAGGCAGCAUUAGACGUUUGGGUUUGACCCCACUUGUCUGGUGAGAGUCCGACUUGUGGAGGGAACGCUCUUGAAUAUACUGGAUCAUGCCUCAGUGCAAACAAGGCAAAAGAGGCCUCUCUUCUCUAACACACCUGAAUUACUUUCUUAGCUAGUUGUGAAGUACUGCAAAGGACUAGUAACAGGCCAUUUGUUUGACUCUGGUGUCUUGGAGAAGUGAUGCAUCUGAAGUUGAGGACUGGAGUUAUGCCUCGUUUCAACAGAGCAGUGCAGUUUGGUAUGCUUUUUGUCGGUUUCCAAUGAAAAAGCGGCCCAUAGACUCAGUCCGUACUGCACCAUUCCUGGACUCCCUUCAGUUGUAGGUAUAUGGGACAAUGACACUGUUAUGGUGGAGUUACUGGUGUCAUUCAGUCCAUUGAUUGGGGGACAGAAAAACAUUGCUUGAGACAUACUAGUUCUCAACUUUGGGCAUUUGGGUUUAACUUCCUCUGCCCAGUGAGAGUCCAGUGUUGGUGUUGGAAAUGCUCUCCCUCAUGAAUAAACCAGACAACAUAAUAGCAUAUUGGACCGUACUGACCAAUACCAUACCGCUCAAUGAAAGCGAGGCUCUAGAGACCCAACCACUAAGCUCAACAGACAAAUAUCCCAACACUUCUUGGAUUUCUGCUCUCCUAGAAAAGACCCGUUUCCUCUCAUGAUGGUGGGGGUGAGCUCCUGUUUGGGUGGUGACCUAUUGCGGGCGUCUUAGUUUUUAUUUAAAUUCAUAUCAUGCAGACUCUUGUGAGUGAAUCAGCAUAUCCCAAUGGCACCUGGUUUUCUCCCAUCAGCUGCACAGACUGCCUUCAUUCCAAACGCCCCAGAGAAAUAUGUGUGUGUGGAGGGUGUGUGUGUUGGGUGUGUCCUGUAGAGUUCAGCUGAUCUGACGGGGGAUGAGCCAAACAGGAAACCCAAGUGUCCCCGCUUCCUUUUGGGUCCCACUUGUCUUGUGUAAAUCUCCAUUGGGUGGACGUGGUUCUCAUUCCGGCCCGUAGAUCCGACUGGUCAUCAGGUCUCUGGAUCCUUCCCUUCUGUACAGUAGGUACCUUUGAGUGCCUUUCUUCAAACAGCAGAUAAUAUUUGUCUCUUGACUUGCACUGUGACUCGUAAAACUUAACAAACCCUCCGGGAUCGCUCCCCACCUGACACCGAGCCCUGUCCACAAUAGCCCUGCCCCAGAGGAAGCUGCGCCCUACUCCGCAGGCUGCCAGGAGUCGAUGCAAGCUCGCCACUUCAUACCAACCCGUUUGAUUUGACCACAUAGUGUUCUGUUGUUCAUCCCUAGAAGUUGCCUUAAAUGUAUUUUAUUUUCUGGUGAAAUGUUCAGAUUUUGGGUCAGAGGGGGUGGGGUUUGUGCAGAGACAGUCUGAGAUCGCACUCUGAUCCGUUUGUCAUGCACUUUUAGUUUGAUCAGUAUUAUCAGAGCAGAGAUGGGUUAUGUUUUAUUUUUAAAAAGCCCCCCGCCCUCUCUUUCUUCC
Molecule: messenger RNA, 8060 nt
Organism: Xiphophorus maculatus (southern platyfish)
Lineage: Eukaryota; Metazoa; Chordata; Actinopteri; Cyprinodontiformes; Poeciliidae
Gene: phf21ab
Product: PHD finger protein 21A
Exons: 19
Coding region: 293-2797 (834 amino acids)
Biological process (GO): negative regulation of transcription by RNA polymerase II
Cellular component (GO): histone deacetylase complex
Molecular function (GO): chromatin binding
Source: RefSeq, a predicted model, not a curated record